AGCGAGGGGGAAGCCGAGGCGCGGGGCGGAGUGGCUGGCGGCUGCCCGGAGGCUCCCUCGGAGCAUCCCUCUGUGCUUUUGGAGCUCACAGCCUGAGAAUACUCCUGUGCCAACACUCGCUCUCUGUGUGAGAGAGUAGCAGGAACUGCGCACGUGCAUCACAGGACCCCGUCCAGCAGCUUAGCUUUCAGAUUUCUGCAACUAGUGCAUGUCCUGUCAAGACAGCAGAUGAAUCCCAGGAGUACUUCAAGCAAAAUGGUACCUUUCAGCUUUCCUCCAUCAAAGAGAAUGCUUUGGGAUCCAACCCCAAUGGGAGAUGUCAAGUAUUUGCAUCUCAGUUACUACAGGAAUCCGAAGCUUGUGGUGACCGAGAAGGCCUUGCGGCUUGCUUAUCGACAGGCCAAGCAGAAUGACCCAAAUUUGUCGUGUUUUUUGCUGGGGACUCUCUUAAUAGAUGAAGAUGAGGAAGGUGUGAAGCUGAAAAUAGACCGUUUUGAUCCUGGCCGAGAAGUGUCUGGAUGUCUCAGAAAAGUCCCCACUGCUCCUUUGCCUGGAGACUUUGUGAUUCCAUGUACAGUUAACACAGAGGGACUUUGCCCCACAGACAUGAUCAUCCACAAUGCUGAAGACUUUAGCUCAAUUUUUAAGGCUCUGCAGCACCAUUUGUGUGGCAAAGACUCUCUGGACUUCUGCAAGCUGCUCCCCUUGAGAGCUCGACUCACUUCCAGGGAGCACCUGGACAAUCUACAGUUUGAUUUCCACUGGGCAGCAGUGACUCCAGCCAAUUCCUUUCGAUGCACUCCUGUGAAGCCGCUCCCCAUUAUUCCAACAGCUCUGGCAAGAAACUUGAACAGUCAUAUGAACAUUGCUCAAAUUCAGGGGACCUGUAAGUGUGGUUAUCUUACAAUGGAUGAAACACGCAAGCUGUUACUGUUGCUUGAAUCAGACCCCAAGGUUUAUUCUCUGCCAUUAGUUGGAAUUUGGCUGUCUGGUAUCACUCACAUCCAUAGCCCCCGAGUGUGGGUGUUUUGCCUGCGCUAUAUGUUCAGUGCUGCAGUUCAAGAGAGGGUUUUUUCCGAAUCUGGGAGUUUUGUCAUCAUUCUCUACUCCCUGACACACAAAGAGCCUGAGUUUUAUGAGUGUGUUCUCCAAAGUGGCCAGGGAAGCGACCUGCGCUUUCAGUUACUAACCAACAGGGAGACCUUACACCUUUUCAAAAAUGUUGAGCCCUCCCAGAAGAGUGCUCUGCACUUUGAACUGAGUUCAGAAAACCCAACUGCAGAAGCAGCGUUCUUUAACCAAGUCUCCAGGAGUCAUGCCAUGAAAAGGGCUUCCCAGAAGUUACCCCCGGGGCAGCAAGUCUCUGUAAGUGACCAUGAUUCUGGUGUGGAAGAUGAAGAUUUGUCUCCAAGACCUGUCCCUAAUCCUCACCCAGCGAGUCAGAAGGUAUCUGCCAUCCAUCCUUCAGUUCCUGAGCUCUCUCUGGUUUUGGAUGGGAGUUUUAUAGAGUCAAGCCCAUCACCUGGUGAGAGGAAAAUGGCAAAUUGCAAGACUAGCCCUUCGUUGCUGCAGUAUCCAGGACAGAUGAGCUCAUUUCCUCAGCAUUGUGACCAGAAGCAGAGCCCUGUGCGUGAAGCCGAGGAGCCCCUUUUGGGCCGGCUCCCGAGUCAGUCCGGCCCGGGAGCCCCUUCUGUGAAGGCACUCAGAGAAAAGCAGUCACCUCCCCACAGACGAGUCGGGCCCCCAACCCGGAGUCCCUCAGGGCCAUCAUGCUCAUCUACACCUCCCUCGGGGCUCCCCAAACCGUUGUCUCCUGAGACAUCAGUGCAGAAAUCAAAACAGUCCCCAGAAAAUCAUAUUUACUCCAGUGGAAACACAUGUCAAGGGGCCCUUCUGGCACCGUGCUCCCCGCUGGAUUCCAGGCAGGCCUCUCCUUCCCCACAGUGGCUCCCCUAUGGUCUGGUUCCUUCACCCCAGAAUUUUGGCAGGCCCAUAGAACUUCAGAUGCCUGCUCCUCCAGCUCCAUCUUACUGUCCCACUAAUGUCUGCAGCUGCUGUCAGCACCAUGGACAUCUGCAGUGUGGUCAAAUAAAUGUCUGGUCAGGGAUGCAUAAACACGGGCCCUUCCCAGAAGGCCAGAGCAGUGCUUUCCAGGAGGGUAGCCAUCCCUUUCAUCCGAAUGGCUGUCCGGCUCUGUGCCAUAAUUCAGUGAGUUCUUCAGGCAGCCCCAUGAUCCUGAGACAGCAAGGGAGCAUGGGAAACUGUAGCACUUCAGACUUAUCACCUAUGGGGAGGCUUGGGGCCUAUGCCAGCAAUCCACAGUCUUGCCCCACAUGCAUGUCCACACCCAAGCAAGCCGAUGAUGGGAUGAUGGGGUUAUCUCCAGAUGCCUACAGGUUCCUUAAAGAGCAAGACCGGCAACUGAAGCUACUUCAGACUCAGAUUCAGCGUCUGCUGGAAGCUCAGUCUCCGAGCCCCAGCCCCCAGACUUCCAGUGCCGAUGGUGCCAUGCAGGCGGAGCAGCAGCUCGAAUUUGUCUCCCCGGAGGCGCCGGCUUCUUCUGGCCUGCAGCUGCGGAAGAGCAUCGCUGUGAGCACAGGGGCCAGCUUGUUUUGGGACUCGCCCGUUGAGAAUCAGGAGCCGGAAGCUUCCCUGAAACAGGACGAUUCCAAGCUUUCGAGCGAAGACAUCCACUUGUCCGUGGACAUCAAUAACGAAGUGACAGAUCGCACCAGUAUUGCGUCUUCGUUAAAGGCUGUCGAUAUUCCGAGUUUUGACGAGAGUAGCCGUGUGGUUGAAGAAGAAACGGGCCCAUCCUUGGCUUUCUCCAGUGUUUCCCCAGCAACAAGAAAAGAGCCCGACUUACCACUGUUUCUUCCAAAUUCUGAACUGGGAGAAGAUAUUAGUGGGAGGUUACAUUCAGAACCCCCAGAGGACACUGACAGCCGAUCCUCAGCAGCAGCAGUGGGUGAACCCCAAGCCGAGUCAACCCAAGUGAGGGAGCCCUUGCUGCCGUCUCCGUCCGAGGAUCAGAAGUUUUACCAGGAGUUAUUGGGGCAGGUAAACCAAUUGUUAAGUACUUCUUCCAGAGACACUGAGCCCACAUCCACAAGAGGAGCAGCACUUCCCAGCAAUGGCAGCACUAGAACCCAGAAUGAGGGGGAUGGAAAAAUCAAAAGACCUGACCCCAGCCAGACAGACAAGGACAGCGUCCUUCACGCCACCGUUAAGCAGCUGAGAAACCUUGGGGUAAAAAUUGACUCCCCAAGUAAAAUGAAGAAAAAUUCACAUAAAGUGGACCAAGCCAGCGUAUUGGCGUGCAUCAGCCCUGAAGCGGUCAUCUCUGGAUUAAACUGUAUGUCCUUUUCUAAUGUGGGCAUGAGUGGCUUAAGCCCCAAUGGUGUGGAUCUGAGCAUGGAGGCCAAUGCCAUCGCUCUCAAAUAUUUAAAUGAAAAUCAGCUGUCACAGCUCUCCUUCAAUCGAGCAAACCCAAAUCUUCCCGACGCAUCCUUCAGCCUUCUUCAUAUUAAUACAGACAAAAAUAUGGUGGGGCUUAGUUUGAUCUCCCCAAACAUGUCAUUUGCCACCAGGAAAUAUAUGAAGAGGUACGGGCUGAUGCCAAGCAGUGACAGUGAGGAUGAGGAAGAGAUCCCAGAUGCGACAGAAGUCACCAAGAGUGAACAUUCACUGGAUCAAACUUUGGCGUCUGGCCCCGAGCAGUUUAGCUGUCACAAGGAUGGCCCUGGAAGAGACUGUGAAAUUCUAGAUUUGAAAUGCUACAACCAGGAGGUAGCGGGUGCCCACUGGCUGCCAAAGCCCGAGCUGCCAGCAUUAAGAGACGUCACAAAUCAAGCGGCCCAGCCAAGAGCCGCAAGCUCACCUGAGGAUGAGUCCUCUGCCUUCAUCCUAAGAGACUUAAAGAAAAACCCCUCCAUCAAAUUGCUGACUGGCAGGCCUGAGUUUACUCAGCAUCCUGAGAAGGAAAACCAAAGGGACAUUCAGGUGUUGCCUGAAAGUUUGCAGCCUUCUGACCCGCUCAGAGAAAUGAAUAGCAUGAAUUCAGUGGGUACCUUUUUAGAUGUCCGGCGUCUCAGGCAGCUGCCCAAAUUAUUUUAGUUAUUUAAAGAACUGCCCACCUUUUCUGGAUUGAGGCAGAGGCUUGGGCCGGGCCAAGGGCUUGGUCCUUGAAGAACGUGAGUUGGGCCACUGAAUUGGGUAACUGAGAUCAUUGUAGAGUCCAUCUCUGCAGUGGUCAAGGAGCCAGUAGCCCACUGCCAGGAAAUGGCAGCGGUUCUGGACAGAGCUCUAGUUCUGGGAGCCAGUACUGUAGUCACCAGAACAAUGAAAGUGGAGUCCUGGGGAGUGAAUGCUUACCCUCAUUCUUAGGGUCUAACAUUGGGAAGAAAAAUCAUUUUAGCCAAUAUCUUGGUCGAGGUUGUUUACAGUCAACUUGUGUUAAAGUUGAUUCGGUCUCAGCCAGCUCUCCUCUCUGCACAUGCCCUGAGUUCCUAUGAAAUAAAGGACUCAGCCUUGGAAAGAGGAUUAUUACCCUUUUAGAGCCAGGCAAUUUGACUUCUUUUUUUCCCCCUAAUACAUUUUUCUAAAAUACAUUUUAUUUAAGAACUUUCUAUCUUUUUAAUUAAGCUGCUUAUUUGUUAAAAAUCUUGAGGCAAUUUAAACUAUUGGGAUCCUGCAUGAUUGAGGCUUGUGUGACACUGUUCAUUGAGUUGCUUUGACUAAUCCAGAGCAAUUCAUUUAUCGUGUGUGUUUUGUAAACUUGGGAGUGAGUUUUUCAAGUGUUUGAAUUUAAUAAAAACGUGUAGGCUGUCUGCCUUGACCACCUGCUAGUGUAGCCUUAUAGAUCUCUUUGUUGGGAAAUAACAUCCUUCAAACGUUAAGGAACAUUCAACAUUUUUGAAUUGGUCAUUUUUGUCAUCUGUUCUUGAAUUAAAAGAAAACUUCACUGUA
Messenger RNA from Sarcophilus harrisii (Tasmanian devil), 4968 nucleotides. It is a transcript of the gene STIL, whose product is annotated as STIL centriolar assembly protein. Gene Ontology annotation, biological process: mitotic spindle organization; protein localization to centrosome; centrosome duplication. Lineage: Eukaryota; Metazoa; Chordata; Mammalia; Dasyuromorphia; Dasyuridae. The coding region runs from base 229 to 4116 and encodes 1295 amino acids. The record is from RefSeq and is a predicted model, not a curated record. The transcript has 18 exons. Gene Ontology annotation, cellular component: centrosome; centriole.